AUGUCGUCCAAGGAACCCCAGAGCGCUGUUCCCCCCGGCAGCAAAGGCUCAUGGACUAGUUUCCUCAAGUCCAUCGCCUCGUUCAACGGUGAUCUCUCUUCCCUGACAGCUCCUCCUUUUAUCUUGUCUACAACUUCCCUCACCGAGUACUCCGCCUACUGGGCCGAGCACCCCGCCGUCUUCGUCGCCCCCGCUAAGGAGUCGGAUCCUGAGAAGCGAGCCCUCCUCGUUCUGAAAUGGUUCCUGACUACUCUGCACCAGCAGUACUGCAGUCGCAGUGAGAAGCUCGGUAGUGAGAAGAAGCCGUUGAACCCAUUCCUAGGCGAGCUGUUCAUUGGAAAGUGGCAAGGCGACGAGGACGUCGGCGAGACACAGUUGGUCAGCGAACAAGUCAGUCACCAUCCACCCGCGACUGCAUAUGCAAUCUCCAACGAGAAACACGGAGUUGAGCUACAAGGAUACAAUGCCCAGAAAGCAUCCUUCUCUAGCACCAUCCAAAUUAAGCAGAUCGGCCAUGCCCUGUACACCCUCUCCUUACCCGGUUCCGAAGAAAAGGAGCGCUACCUCAUUACGCUCCCCAACCUGCACAUCGAGUCUCUAAUUUACGGUACACCAUUUGUCGAGCUCGAAAAGACCGCCAAAAUUGCCAGCAGCAGUGGAUACGUCUCCAAAAUUGAUUUCUCCGGUAAGGGAUGGCUAAGUGGUAAGAAGAACACCUUCACCGCUAGCCUGUACAAGGCCAGCGAAGGAGAAAAGAAGCCCAUUUACACAGUCGAUGGUCAAUGGUCAAAGAACUUCCAGAUUAAGAAGACCGGCUCCAAGGAUGUGAUUGAUACUUGGGUCGUCGAGGAAAACCAAACUACCCCGCUUAGCCUAGCCCCACUCGAAGAGCAGGAUCUGUAUGAGAGUCGUAAGGCUUGGAAGGAUGUUGCGGAGAACAUCCAAAGUGGUAACAUGGAUGCUGUCUCCGCACACAAAUCGCGCAUCGAGAAUGCCCAACGUGAUCUCCGCCGCGCAGAGAAGGCCGAAAACCGCGACUGGGAGCGUCGCUUCUUCGGCCGCGUUGAGCCGAAGGACGACGAUGCCGCUGUUCAACAGCUGGCUCGCUCUCUGGAUCUGUCUCCUGAUCUCGAUGGGGAGAAGACCGGCGGACUUUGGCGCUUCGACGCGUCCCGCGCUGCGGGGGCCAAGCCACCCUACCACAAGGUUGGUCCCGAGGGGCUGGGCCUCUCCGAGUAG
Penicillium angulare is the source of this 1239-nucleotide messenger RNA. RefSeq names its product OSBP family protein. Bases 1 to 1239 code for a protein of 412 amino acids. The record is from RefSeq and is a predicted model, not a curated record. Gene Ontology annotation, biological process: endocytosis; exocytosis; maintenance of cell polarity. The transcript is spliced from 4 exons. NCBI's taxonomy places the organism in Eukaryota, Fungi, Ascomycota, Eurotiomycetes, Eurotiales, Aspergillaceae. Gene Ontology annotation, molecular function: oxysterol binding. Gene Ontology annotation, cellular component: intracellular membrane-bounded organelle; cytosol; membrane.